UCUUCUUCGACAUCCAUCAUGGCUUCAACAUCGGACGCAGCGCUGAAGGAAGAAAUCGCCCGACUAACAGGUGCCAUCAGUCAACAUAAAUCGACUCAGCAAUCCGUUGAAUCCUUCUCAGCCCCCAGGAGCAACGCAUAUCUUAAUCCCAAGUAUAAACCGCCAGCAUUUUAUAGACCUUCCGAAUAUCAGAAACCAGCAACAAAGUAUACCCGCCCGCCUACAAAACCACCCCGUCCACCUCAAGCCUCGUCUACCCAUGACGUUGUUAUCGAUGGCGUGACUUUCGAAUCGUCAACCAGAUCUCUCGUGCGCAAAGAUUUGCCAAAGCCUCCAUCGGCUCCACUCAAGGCUCCACUUCGGCCGAUUCCCCAGCAAGUAGAUUUUUCCAGAACAACAACAGGGCACUUGAUCCCGACUGGCCGUGCAUACAAACCCAAGACUUCGUCCCGCGCUCGUCAGCGUCGGUCAAGAAACCGGAACAUGACUCUAGAUAACACUCGAGGUUCUCAACAACGCAGAAAUAAGCGCAUGAAAUACCUGGACAAACCCUGCCCCCGCUUCACAACUACAGGUGCCUGCAGCCGCGGUCUGACUUGUAUGUACCAGCAUGACCCCAACAAGAUCGCCAUCUGCUGGAACUUUUUGCAUGGCAACUGCUCCAGUACGGCUGAAACCUGUAACCUCUCACACGAGCCGACCCCUGAACGGACGCCUCUCUGUGUGCAUUUUGCCAACAACGGACGGUGCACUCGAGAAAAUUGUCACUUUCCUCACGUCCGUGUGGGACAGCAACGCGGCGUGUGUCGCGACUUCGCAGUACUUGGUUACUGUGCCAAGGGCCUCGACUGCGAGAUGCAACAUAUCAGAGAGUGCCCAGACUUUGCUGAGAAAGGAAGUUGUUCGACAAAAGGAUGCAAGCUUCCGCACGUUAUUCGUGCCAACCGCAACCGCAAGCCUCCAGUGCCAACAGCCUCAUUGACUUCGGAUAUUGCUGCUGCUACUUCUUCCACUGUCAUUCCUGGUUCUGAUACUAGUUCUGACGAUGUUUUGAGUUCACAGCAUGUCGCAGUUGAGGAUGCCCGGCUCGGGGAUGAGUAUAUUUCUCUUAUGUUCAAUGAAAGUGAGGAAGAAAGCGACGAUGACGAUGACGAAGAAGAAGAUGACAAUGGCGAGGAAGAGGGCUUAAGCCCCACCGAUGAAGUAGAUGGUUCAGACGACGGUCUAUUAACUUAAUCUCAUUAUUAUCUCCUUUCGACAACCUUUCGAUGUAUAUAUCACUCCAGCAUAUGUAUACAAUUUCUUGAUUCUCAA
Messenger RNA from Suillus fuscotomentosus, 1314 nucleotides. RefSeq lists its product as uncharacterized. Lineage: Eukaryota; Fungi; Basidiomycota; Agaricomycetes; Boletales; Suillaceae. The coding region runs from base 19 to 1236 and encodes 405 amino acids. The record is from RefSeq and is a predicted model, not a curated record. Gene Ontology annotation, cellular component: nucleus. Gene Ontology annotation, molecular function: metal ion binding. The transcript is spliced from 5 exons.